AAAUCGCUUUAUAAUAUUUAGUGAUUAAAUAUAAAUAGCGUUGCAGUAUUGAUUCUAGAGCAUAUCCAGCAAAAUUUUCGAAGGUGUCAGGAGUGCAGAACCAGUUAAACCAUGUAUAAAAUAAUUUCUUUGGUUUUCUGCAUAGCCGUGUGUUUGAACAGGGUUCACGGAAAUGCAGAGGACAAAAUAGCUAUUAUGACUGCUGUGAAACCAUUUGUAGAAGAGUGUGCUAAGAAACAUGGCGUCACCUUUGAAGCACUCCUAACUGCUAAAGCAUCAGGCAAAAUCGAUGGCGUUGAACCUUGUUUCUACAGUUGUGUUUAUAAGAAAACAGAAUUUUUGAAUAGUAAGGGCGAAUACGAUGUGGAUACUGCUUUAGCCAAGCUCAAGAAGUACAUUAGCAAUGAUGAUGAUUACGCCAAACUCUCACAAGUUGGAAAAGAUUGUGCAUCAGUUAACUCCAAGCCAGUCGGAGAUGGAGAGGCUGGAUGCGAGAGAGGUGUACUACUGACCCAAUGCUUUUUGGAUCAUAAAGGCUCGGCAACUGCGGAAGAGAAAGCUGCUUUUAUAGAAGCUGUGAAGCCCUACGUACAGGAGUGCUCAAAAGAACAUGGAGUUACUCCUGAAGAUAUUAAGUCCGCCAAGGCGGCAGGCAACGCUGAUGGCAUCAACUCCUGUUUCUUAAGCUGCGUUUAUAAGAAAGCUGAAGUGAUCAACGAAAAGGGAGAAUACGAUGUCGAUAAAGCCUUGGAGAAACUCAAGAAGUUCGUGAGCAACGAAGAUGAUUAUGCUAAAUUCGCAAACAUCGGAAAGAAAUGCGCUUCAGUCAACGAAAAGUCUGUAAGCGAUGGAGAAGCUGGCUGUGAGAGAGCUGCGCUGUUGACCUCAUGCUUUUUGGAACACAAGAGCGAGAAAUCAGGGCAGCCAUCCAUGAAUCCGGUGGAGGAACAGAGAUCAGGUCCACGAGUAUUAGCGCGACUUCUAGGAGCCGCACAUGGUCUAGAGCAAGCCCGAGCUUCUGUGCAAAGACUCUCGUUGCUCCGUGAUCUGUCACCUUUUUCUAACCGUGAUCGCCCUUAGAACAAUGCAAUUAUUUCUGCUGUACUAUAUCAGAUCUCCGCUUAAUUUACUGAAGUGGCGAUUGCAGUCUGGCAAGAUAAAGUCUUGUUGAUUUUCUUUAAUACUUGUGAAUAAAGCAGUUUUAUUUUAUUACACUUAUGUUGGUUUUUAUUUAAAUUUGUUUAAGAAUUAACGUAGAUACCU
This is a messenger RNA of Spodoptera littoralis (African cotton leafworm), 1263 nucleotides long. Lineage: Eukaryota; Metazoa; Arthropoda; Insecta; Lepidoptera; Noctuidae. The record is from the annotation of a GenBank genome assembly.